Molecule: messenger RNA, 8123 nt
Organism: Helicoverpa armigera (cotton bollworm)
Lineage: Eukaryota; Metazoa; Arthropoda; Insecta; Lepidoptera; Noctuidae
Product: translation initiation factor IF-2
Exons: 17
Coding region: 201-2297 (698 amino acids)
Cellular component (GO): nucleus
Source: RefSeq, a predicted model, not a curated record
AAAUAUUCGAACUCCGCUUCACUUGUGUUUUUUUUCUAAUUUUACUGUCAUUAGGCCGAUAAUUUGAUGCAUAUUUUGUAUGCAACAGUUAUUUUGACUUGUUAUAGUGCUCUAUUAUGUACCAAAUCAUUGCAGGGAAUGCUCUAAGUGCGUCUAUAAACUAAAAUCAAUAACAAUCAUUGACCAACAAAGUUACCAAGAUGAAUUAUGAAGCCGAGAGAGCCAUGAAUCAGAAGCGAUUGCGAAUGGAGGGCGAACCGGGCCACGGUGUUGUCCAGGGGAACGGUUUGCCGCUAAAUUACAUAGAUAAUGGUCAUCAAAUACCGUACCAGCCGUAUGCUGGUGCGUAUAACACUCACUAUCCGCCGCCGGAAGCGUUCUCGCCGUACGGGCCGCCGCCCCCGGGGGGCUACGCGCCGCAGAACCUGUCGUACGCGCCUCCAGCUCACCAGAACUACCCGCAUCACCAGAGUUUCCCGCCACAACAGCCGCCGCAGGCACAACUGCACAUGCCUCAGUCCCAUAUGGUUCAAGGUUACGGAGACGUGGGGGUGCACAAGCCAGCCUGGCCGCCGCAGCCACAUCUCCUGCCUCCGUUGGACACUCAGAAGCCCCUUGACGUGAAGCAGCUCAAGUCUGAAAUCAAACUUGAACCAACCGAUGCUCAGAAACGACCGCAUCCAGAGAGCGAGAUGAUGGCACGGCAGAGAGAGUACAAUGUCCACAUUCCCAGUUCUUUGGGCGGGGACUUGGAUCAACCCAAAAUAAAGAUAAAGACAGACAUAUUUAAACCUGACGAUUUGGCGCACAGACAGGACAAACCUAUUGAUGUUGGACAGAAGCCAUUGUCAAUAGAUGGGCUACAUAAGCCAGCUGAUAUGCAAAGUAAAGAUGAUGGACACCCAAUCAUUGGAGUUGAAAAUAAGUCCAUUGAUAAACCUGCUGAAGCGUGCAAAGCCGAGGCGGCGGCGGAGGGCGCGGGGGAUUCGCAACGUGCCGCAGAACCCACCACUCUUAGCGACAAGAGUGAAGAGGAUCGGAAACCUUUCAGCAGUCCGGAGCUGCCCAAAUCGGGGUCUAUACCGGGGAAAGUGCCUACCCCCGGCAGUGAGCCCAAGAAGAGGGGCCGGCCGAAGGGCUCCACCAACAAGCCGAAGCCGCCCGGGGCCCCGCGCGCGGCCGGGCCCCCCGCGCCGCGGGCCCCGCCGCCGCGGCCCCUGCCGCAGCCGCCAAGACCCAGGGCUACGGGGUACCAGUAUGCUAUCAGACCGUUCAGGAAGGACUUCUCGGGGAUACAGUUUAGAAGGCGAUGGAGUGACGACUGCCUAGACUCGUCGCACAUCCCGAACGAAGUAUACUUCGGAGACGUACCGGUGUCACUUGAAGUGCUGUACAACUACUACGACGCCAACGCCGAGCGCGAGCGCUUGGCCGCUCAGGCCGCACACAUCGCCGCGCAGAAGGCCGCGGCCGCCAAGCUAGCGGCUGCCAAGCUGCAGGCGAGGGGACUUGUGCCGCACACUACCGAGGUGAGUGAUGUACAACUACUACUACGCUUGGCCGCUCAGGCCGCACACAUCGCCGCGCAGAAGGCCGCGGCCGCCAAGCUAGCGGCUGCCAAGCUGCAGGCGAGGGGACUUGUGCCGCACACUACCGAGGUACAGACAGUAGACUCGUCAUCAUCAGACGAUUCGUCCGGCUCGUCGGGCAGCGACUCCGAGGAGAGUGACGAGGAUACGCCACUGAAGCGGGGCCCGGGCAGGCCGAAGGGCUCCAAGAACAGUCCGCGGGCCCCCGGCACCCCGGGCACGCCGGGUUCCGGGGCCCCUGGAACCCCGGGCUCGGGCCGCCGGGGCCGCCCGCCGGUCCCGCCGGAACUGCGCCAGCCCGGGAUCACGGAUAUGAAGAAGUUCUGCAAAGCUGCUGGUAUACGCUUCGAUUAUAAGAAGCUUGUUGAAGGUUGUACGAAAAACAAGGAACGCGUACAAAAGAUGCUGGAUCUGCUCACGGCAGCCGGUUUAGAAGGCAAGCCUACGCUGGAGAAGUGCCAAGCGCUGAAGAAGGCCAAGAUGGAGAAGAAGGAACAAGAGAAACAGGCCAAGAAAGAGGCUAAAGUUAAGCACAAAGAAGUCGCUGCGACCCCAGAAGGUGGUCGUCGCAUGACGCGCGGCGCGACGGGCGUGAAGCCGCGCCAGCGCAUCGUGAUCUCGUCGGACGAGGAGGACGACACGCCCGCCGCCCGACGCACGCUCUCCAAGCUGCGCUCCUCGCUCAACGACGACUCCGACUCCGACUAGGUACGUACUGCGUGUGUAGCUAGUACAUGCGCCACAACAUCGUGAUCUCGUCGGACGAGGAGGACGACACGCCCGCCGCCCGACGCACGCUCUCCAAGCUGCGCUCCUCGCUCAACGACGACUCCGACUCCGACUAGGUAGUCGACAACUCUCUGCCUGGUAAGAGUAAACAAUAGACAGUACAAUAGUACGACAGUACUUCGGGCAGUGAACACAAGUGACCUCUAGAAAGUGCUUCGACGGAGGUUCGGACUUAGCCGUAGUGACUACUUCCUACUAAUAUUAGUGUUUGCGUCGAAAUUACAUAAUUAGCGGUGUGGUAGAAACAAAAUGGCGGGGUGAAACGAUGUUGGAUUUGAAAAGCAGAAAAUAUGAGUAUGCAGGCAAGUAAAAAUGCAAGCUAUUUUGUAACUUGACUGAAGAAUGCAAUAUGUAUAUUGUCGGUGUACUUAUUUCUUUUGCUAGACAUACUUUGUAUGCACAUAAGACCAGCUAAACUGAAUGCAUCUGUAUUUAAUAAUAAUUUACAACAGUUUUGACGGCCCUAAUUGAAAGAACAUAAAGCUUAAUUUCCCUAAAUCUACAGUGGCAUUGAAAUUAUACCAAAAUAUAUCGGAAUUUCGUUUCACCGCGUCCUCAAUAUAUGCUGAAUAUAAGAGUGCAAUGAAAGCGUAGCCAACGUUAAGUUAUCGACAGUGACAAUAUAGUAAAACAGCAUAAUUUAUCAUCACAGUCGUGAUUAGCCGUAGAGUAGGGAUAGGAGGUGGUAAAUAUUGCUGGUGUACUAAGAUAUUCCUUUAAAAAUAUAUCGAAACAUGACCCCAAGUUAAAACUAACAAAUAUUCGUUUAAAACACGAAAGAUAUAUCGCGAUGUGAAUGUAAAAUUAUCAUAGAAGAGUUCUAUCACAACAAAAUAAAUGCAAUAUGCCCAAAUACAAGCGUAAUAGGAAAACAGAAGACCUGAAAGCAAAUCAAAGCCCAAAACCAACUCGGGAUCAAUUUCGAAUUACGCCUCUUAGUAUAAAACUCCAUGCUACUAUAUGCUACUCCAUUCAUCAGUUUUAUACUAAGAGGCGUAAUUCGAAAUUGAUCCCAAGUUGGUUUUGGGCUUUAAUUAUUUAGACACCGACAACAUAAACGUCACUUUUCUUUAAUAACCGUUUACUUUGAAUUUUCACUUUCAGUUUUCACUGUAAACAGUUGUUACAAGACGAACGGCCGUUUUUUGGCCUUUAAAGAAAUAUCUUAGAAUACCAGUGUUAUUGAAGAACAAAGCUGAUAUAAUAGUUUCAAAUGAAAGUAUAGAAGAAAGAGUUUUAGGAAUAUCUAGAAUCUCCUUUUGAAAGAUUUUAGAUACAGUUUCCAACAAAAAUAAUCUACCAUGUCUUACGGUCAUUUCCAAUAUUCUGUAAUAUAUUCUGUUGGUUUACUUACUAUGGAUAGAAUUUUGACAUUAGCCACAAACAAUUAAUUUCAAAAUCCUAUCUCUGGUAAGCGAAACAGUGGAUACUUGGACAAAAUAUUAGGAACGGCCAUUAGAAACGAAUAUUUCUUUUGAAUUUCUUGGUUCUGUGUUCUAGAAUCUUUCAAUAAGGAGUCAAGUUAAAAGAGUAUGUAUUAAUAAUAGUGCUUUAUAUUUUAAUGUCGCAAUACAGAUCACUAUGACGUCAUUCCAUUAUAUUGGCGCGGUGUCACGGCUUAUUACUAACCCCUUUAUAUUGUGUUUUUAUAUCACUGACCAACAGUGGAAACAAGCCUUAAAAAACCUACUUUCUUUUAUAAAAAACUACAUAUUGUAGUAUAUCAAGGGCCGAUUUUUCAAUCUCCAAAUCACUUUCAUCUGUAGAAUGAGUUUGACAUUUUGACAGCUUUUGUACAGAAGAUAUGUCAAACCGCCAUAUUUGUACCACAGAUGGCUAAGUGAAUUGAUGAUUGAAAAAUCAUUGAAUCCUAUCAUUAGGCCCUAAAGCAAUCGCGAUAUCACAAAAUAUUCGAUCUCUCCUAAUUUUAUAUUAAAAAACUGCGAUUGGAACACUAGUCAUAAAUCAUAUAGAAAUUAUUGAAAAAAGACAAGUCGGCAUAUUUUUUUAAUCUGGCAGCUUUAUUUAUUACUUUUUAAAAUUGGAAGGGAUUGGCUUUAGAGAAAUGGUGGCUGAAGGCAAAGGCGUUCCUUAGUGAAUAUUAUAUUUGUAGGACUAAAACCCCUCGCCUACUUUAAGUAGUGGUAGAAGCUUAAGGCACUCAAUAUUGUUCAUUUGUGCCUAUAAUACUAUUAAAAAAAACUAUAUAUAAUUCUAUCUGUGUGAAUCUUACAUUAUAAAGAUAUAAUUUUCAUUAAAUAGCAGAAUACGUUGUAUUAUGAUUGGAGUCAAAUUUUAUACUCUAGUUUAUAUAACAAAAAAAGUAAUAUUAACUAUUAUUGAUAUCAAUAAAUUGGUAACACCAAGACAUUUAUUAAAUUUAGAUGUUGUAUAUAUUAAAGAAAAAAUACAUAAUAUUGUGUGUCCUGCGUUAUUUUUGUACAGGUUUGACGAAAUGAUGUAUGGUAUCGGCUUUGUAUAUACGCUAACGAAUGAAUGGAGGCAAAAAUAUGGGUGACUGAUACAUAGCCGAAUGAGGAUGUCACUGAGUUUUCUUACUUUAGUUUUUUAAACUGUGGUGCGAGACGACCAAUUUUUAAGUACACUGUCAUUUGCAAACAUCCCCUUAAUGUAUAAAUAGGGGGUGACGCUCGCAAGUUUUUUCAAUGUGAUGAUUUUUAUGAUUUUAUUCCCAUACUAACAGCUAGGAGCUAAACUUAGCCGAAGAACGAAUUUAUAUUUUUAUUUAUUAUUUUAUCGGAUAUAAGAAUCUCAAUGAACGCAAUGGGACUUUAAUAUUUGUGUUCAAUCGGGAGUACUAAGAGCAAAAUUAAAGAUUUUUCAUAAUAAGUACCAUGUAUAGUGUAUCGGUGUCGUUAUUUUGAUAAUUAUAUAGUUAUAUGGUUUAGCAGAUGUGUGCGAGCAUCGGUUAUAAUCGCCUUAAUCAGACACCAAUAAUAAUGCAAUACUUUUUUAUAGUUAAAAUAUUAAGUGCUAUUGUGAGAGUUUUUUUGGGGUGACCAACGCUGCGGUUUCUACUAAAACUUUAAUUUCACAUGAUUUUGUAUAAGCGUGAAAUAAUUUGUCUUAAAUCUACGACGCUGGCGUUCAAGAGUUUAAAUAGUAUUUUUAAAACAUUAAACAAUGCUUAUAAAAUCUAUGGAAAGUGAUUUUUAAUGAAUAUGAAUGAUUUUUAAUAAAUAAUGAAUGAUAAAGUGUGAAAAUGAUCACGAUAUCAUUAAAAUUAUAUGAGUUGUACAUAUUAGACGUAGUUUUAGUUUUAAGUUUUAUUAUUAAUUUUAAGAUGUAAUAGAUAUUUGUAUUUGUAGGAUAUAUUUAGAUGUGUUUCUUUUACCAUAUUAUAUAAUUGACGGCUACGGUAAUUUUGGUAGUAAAAAUAUUUCCAUAGAAUAAAAGCAUUUCAAUUAUUGCAUUUCUAACUACAAUAAAUAGUGUCUCUUCAAUAACUCGGAAUAAUUUGAGCAGACUAAAUAACUUUUAAUACAUCGCCUACUAUGCCUUCCAUCUUUUCUGAAGGCCGAUUUACUGCUAUAUUAUAAAAGUUUACCUACUAUCGUAGGAAAAAUAAUGACCCCAUGAAUCGGCAAUCUUUUAAACAUAGAACAGUAGUCAACCAUUUUUAUGUCUUAGCAAUAAUACAGUAAGCGUAGAAUCCAAGUUUGAAAUUUUGUUACCAUAGACAAGCUUAACAAAAAAGUCUAUGAGCAAGAAGGUUAGCUUUCAGUGUUCAGCCUAUUUACCGCGGCCGUGUUAUAUUAGUCACCUAUAUAUAAAAAUAUAUUAUAUUUAGUAUAAGAAUAUGCUUUUCGCCGGCACACUAUGUUUUUUUAAAUAUUUAUAGAUAAUAUUUUCCUUGCCAAUACAUGAGGCGUAUAGAUUUUUUCUUAUUUACUCAAUUUAAAGGCGUUCACAGAAUAUUUGAAGGGAAGAAUACUAAAAUCGAUUGAACACAUUUUGUUCACAAAUCAUAAGUUUUAAAGAGUGUAAAUUGUAAUAAAUCAAUAAUUGGAAAGUAAUCAACUCAUCUGUUUUAAAUAAAUCAAUUGAAGAGUUCAACAAAUUGAACAUAAACACAUUUGCUCAUUUAUUGUGGACAAAAUCAUAUAAAAAAAUAUAUUUUCUAUUAAUGGGACUUAAAAUCAAUUGUAUCACCGGCAGCCUAAAAUAAAUAUCAGAAUAGUUUUGUCUUCAUACAAUCGUAUUGAUAUUAUGGCUGAUUAUAAUGGCAAUAAAACUUACAAAAUAAAGUUCCUAGCAGCCUAAUCAAAACUAUUUUGAUUGUAUGUGAACAAUUUCCCUUUAUAAGGAAACCAACAAGUUACGAACGUUUUAGUUCCAACUUUUUGGUGUGGCAAUACUAAGGCUGUAUUUAAAGAAAGGCACCACUAUAAAUGACGAUAAUUAUAAUUUAAAAGGCUUUCAAAAACAUUUGGCCAAUAUAAAGUCUUCCUUUUUAAAGUAUAUUUAUUGAUAGGCAAAUAGAAAAAAACAUGGUUUUUCUAACGCAUUGUUUACUUUGAAGAAAGUGUGGAAGAAUACUAAAAGUCUGAUACAUAAAUUAAUGUAAAAUUCUUACAUACAAAUACACUCGUAUAAUUAUAUUGUAUUCAGGACGAAUAAACGUUGAUAAAUAUUUUAUUUUGCUGUAAAUAUUAAUACACACGUCUAAUCUAUUUGGCAAUACCCAAUGUGUCAGAAAACCAAUUGAGGUAAAUACAAUUUAUUUAAAUAAAUAAUAUUCUGCAUUCAGUCAUCUUUGAGCAUAGUCGCAAUUUUCCUUAAUUUAAAAGGAUCCAAAACAAAACAAAACCUAAAAUCAAAGGUCUCGUUAUAUUUUUUCAAAAAUUCUUGUUUUUAUUUUUGUAUCUGCUAUAAAAAGUUGAAUAUUUUACACACAGGUCUCAAAGGUCAAUAAUUCCUUCGGGACACGUGUUCAAAACGUCCGAAACCGGUUUUAUUCCCGAAUAACCGAUACCGGUUUUUUGCAAAUGUAAGAACUCAAAACCUCUCACGGUGCCGGUUUUUCAAAAGAAAGUAGUCCUGUAUACCUAAGAUCGUCAUUUCGAGUGCUACCUUUCUUCAAGCGGUGACAAUGUAAAUAUAAUUGAAUUGAUAAAAAUUGGAUUGUGAUCGAAAAAUAAUUUAGCAAACGUUUUUUUUAUUGGUAUUUGACACCUCCAACCAAUGUGCAAUCGUUUUUUGAAGUACCUAUAUAUGAUUUUCACAUAAAUAUGGAAUUAGUUAAAUGGCUUUUAACGUAAUUUAAUUGCAAUUUCAACAGUUUUUUUUAUGCAGCUAAAAAUCUAUUAUGGAUGUAACUGGAAAAUUUGUUUUAUACAGAAACCACCUUAUUAUGGAACUUGGUCUUAAAAAUACUGGGCUUAGAACAAUAACUUGUUUGAGACGAUGGUUUAUACCUCAUACUAAAAAGCCGGUUCUUUUUGUCAGGACCACGUUUUAUAAUAAGGUGGAUAAAGUCUUGAAAUAAUAAUUGGUUGUUGGUGUCAAAUAUCCCAUUUUUGAUGUACAUAUUCGCGUGCGUGCCGGAAUAGUAUGUUCGCGAACAUGUGAAAUUGUCGGUGACAGCUAAACGGCUGAUGUAUAUUAUUUGCGUAAGAUAAACUUUUGUAUAAAUACAUUAAUUCGGAUGUAGAAUGCCAUAUUGUGAUUAGUUUGUUAGCGACACGAAAUAUUUUUCAAAUAAAAAUAUCUAUGUAUACAUUA